Emys orbicularis (European pond turtle) is the source of this 795-nucleotide messenger RNA. It is a transcript of the gene CPSF4L, whose product is annotated as cleavage and polyadenylation specific factor 4 like. NCBI's taxonomy places the organism in Eukaryota, Metazoa, Chordata, Testudines, Emydidae. The record is from RefSeq and is a predicted model, not a curated record. The transcript has 8 exons. Gene Ontology annotation, molecular function: RNA binding; zinc ion binding. Bases 1 to 795 code for a protein of 264 amino acids.
AUGCAGGAGCUCAUUGCUGGGGUGGAGAAGCUCAUGUUUGAUGUAGAGCGGGAUGUGGAGCACCAGCGAGGGGCCCUGCUCCUGCCCUUCCCAGGCAUGGACAAGUCGGGGGCGUCCGUGUGUGAGUUCUUCCUCCAAGGACUGUGUGCAAAGGGCCUGAUGUGUCCUUUCCGGCACAUCAGCGGGGAGAAGACGGUGGUGUGUAAGCACUGGCUGCGGGGGCUGUGCAAGAGGGGAGACCUGUGCGAGUUCUUGCACGAGUACGACAUGACCAAGAUGCCAGAGUGUUAUUUCUACUCCAAGUUCGGCGAGUGCAGCAAUAGAGAGUGCCCCUUCCUGCACAUUGAUCCAGCGUCCAGAAUUAAAGACUGUCCUUGGUACGACAGAGGGUUCUGCAAACAGGGUCCGCUGUGUAAAUACAAACACACCAGGAGGGUGAUGUGUGUCAACUACUUAGCUGGCUUCUGCCCCCAAGGACCCAAAUGCAAAUUCAUGCACCCCAAGGCAGACCUGAUGCUGUGGAACUCGGAUCUCUCCCAGGGGCUGCCACCGCCAUCCCGGGCUGUUGAUGGCAAGAGUGUUCAUGAGCAGCAGGCCCCAGAAGUCCUGUUGCUUUCUCAUCAACCUGGGGCUAGGGCUGCCCAGUGCCAGAGGAAGAAGGCACAGGAGGCUGGUGGCUACCCCUAUGGACUGCUCCGGCCCCUUGGGCAGGUCACAUGCUUCAAGUGUGGAGAAAAGGGUCACUAUGCCAACAAAUGCAGCAAGAGUCGUCUGGGAAUCCAACUGGGGAAAUGA